Messenger RNA from Prorocentrum cordatum, 575 nucleotides. NCBI's taxonomy places the organism in Eukaryota, Dinophyceae, Prorocentrales, Prorocentraceae. The record is from the annotation of a GenBank genome assembly.
GGUGGCCCUGCGCCCCCCCUCUGGGCUCCGCGCCCGGGCUGCAGGCACCAGCCGGGUGGAGCCCGAACAGCACUUCCAUCAGCAGCCUGCCACCGUCGGAUCAGCCGCUGCCAGUGCCGCUGCCCUCGAUGGUCGCCCCGCAACUGCAGGGCGUGUCGCUCUUCGGGCCGCCGCCGGGCGCGGGCGUGCCUGCGGCAGGCGCCUGGGGACCGCACUCGCCUCCGCCAGGCGGCGGGCCGUGCGGCGGCCCGCCGAGGCCCCUGGGCGUGGCUCCGGGGCCGGCUGGCGUGCCAGGGCCGAGGCCUCCGAUGCAGCCGUUCUUCGGGAUUCCGUUCCCGCAGAGGGGCCAGCCGCCGCAGUUCACGUUCCACCGCACGGACGUACCACCUCCACACAUGGCAAGCAUGAUGCCGCCUCCAGGCAGCGGCUGCAAGCACCCUCCAAACCCGCAGCAUGUGGGCCUCCUGAACGCGGGCGGGGCUUAGGUCCUGUGCGUUCAGCCACCGAAGGGGAAAGCGUUCAUCCCUCUUCCCCUCACCUUCCUCCUCCUCCUCCUCCUCCUCCUCCUCCUCCUC